Messenger RNA from Penicillium bovifimosum, 1620 nucleotides. RefSeq lists its product as uncharacterized. Gene Ontology annotation, biological process: transmembrane transport. Gene Ontology annotation, cellular component: membrane. Bases 1 to 1620 code for a protein of 539 amino acids. Lineage: Eukaryota; Fungi; Ascomycota; Eurotiomycetes; Eurotiales; Aspergillaceae. The record is from RefSeq and is a predicted model, not a curated record. Gene Ontology annotation, molecular function: transmembrane transporter activity. The transcript has 4 exons.
AUGACUACUCUACGACCGGGAUACAAAUCUCAGGACCUGGAUGACGAGAAGGCUUGCACGUCUGAGAAUGUGGAGAACUAUGUCAACAUCACUACCGUGGAUGACAUCCAUGUGCUUGGCCUUUCUGCUGAAGAUGCCGAGUUCUAUAGCGAUUUCACCCCUGAACAAAGGAAGGCCGUUCUGUGGAAGGUCGAUAUAAGACUCGUGCCUAUGCUUGCGACGCUGUACCUUGUAUCCCACCUGGAUAGGGCGAAUAUAGGAAAUGCCAAGAUAGCAGGCAUGACAAAGGACUUGGGCUUGACUGGGAUUCAGUAUAAUAUUGCGCUGAGUCUUUUCUUCAUUCCAUACGUUCUGCUCGAGGUGCCAAGUAACAUCAUACUGAAGCGAUUCAGCCGGCCAUCGACGUACUUGGGUAUUCUCAUUGUCAGCUGGGGAAUCGUCAUGACGUUGACUGGGUGUGUGAGAAACUUCGGAGGACUAGUGGCCGUGCGAAUCAUCCUAGGAGUGUUCGAGUAUGUUGAGACCUCCAAAUACACUACCUCCCCUGCUAACUCGGACAAAAGAGCCGGAUUUUUCCCAGGAGCUGUGUAUUUGUGUUCAUUCUGGUACAUGCCACGAGAUCUCGCCACCCGCAUUUCCCUCUUCUAUUGCGCAAGUGCGUUAGCUGGAGCAUUCUCCGGCCUGCUUGCAGCCGGCAUUGCUAGGAUGGAUGGCGUCGGUGGAUACGAGGGUUGGCGUUGGAUCUUCGUGCUUGAAGGAUUACUCACCGUCGUCUUGGGAGUCAUGUGUUUCUUCUUGCUUAUAGAUUCCCCCAAGCUAUCCGGCAGAUGGCUUGAUCAAGACGAGAUUCGGUACCUGGAACUACAACAUUUCAUCAAAGAAGGCGGAAAUUUCAAGGAAGAGCAGAAGAAAGCUUCAUGGAAAGAUGUCAAGGCCGUGAUUUCUAAUUGGAGGAUGUAUUUGCUGGCCUAUAUCCUUCUAUGCCAGUCUGCCUGCUCCUACGGUACCAAAUUCACACUUCCUACCAUUACAACGGGAAUGGGCUUCAAAGACACCAAUGCCCAACUCAUGACAGUACCACCAUACGUCGCCGGCGCCAUAUCCGCCGUAUUCUUCUCCAAGCUCUCCGACCGAUUCUAUUGGCGCAUGCCAUUCGUCGCAGCUCCAUUGCUGCUCAUCAUCAUUGGCUACUCGAUAAUCGUUGGCCUGAAGGGCGAUCUACAGGCCAACAUAGGGCCCGGGUUCUUCGCCAUCGUCCUGACCUGCAUGGGCAUCUACCCUACUCAUCCCGCGACAACCUCGUGGACGCUAAACAACCUGGCCCCUUCAAAUCGUCGUGCCGUAGGGAGUGCUUUCAACAUCUGCGUUGGCAAUAUUGGUGGCAUUGUCGGAAGCUAUAUGUAUCUCGAUCGUGAGGCCCCCGCAUACCCUACUGGGUUUGGCUUGUCGUUGGCCUUUGGUGGAACGGCUUUUCUGGCAGCUGUUAUUGUCGAGGUAUCAUGGGUCUACGCGAAUAGGAAAAAUGCGGCUAUGACCGAGAUGGAGAUACGGGAGACAUACACCGAUGAUCAGCUGCUUGAGAUGGGUGAUAAGUCUCCGCUUUUCAAGUACACGCUGUGA